Messenger RNA from Vanessa tameamea, 1241 nucleotides. RefSeq names its product thiamin pyrophosphokinase 1. Gene Ontology annotation, biological process: thiamine diphosphate biosynthetic process; thiamine metabolic process. Gene Ontology annotation, molecular function: thiamine binding; thiamine diphosphokinase activity; ATP binding. NCBI's taxonomy places the organism in Eukaryota, Metazoa, Arthropoda, Insecta, Lepidoptera, Nymphalidae. The coding region runs from base 267 to 1160 and encodes 297 amino acids. The record is from RefSeq and is a predicted model, not a curated record. The transcript is spliced from 7 exons.
GAGCUGUCCACUGUCAAUUUCAUUUUAAAAUUAACUUUGAGCCUUGAAGAUAACCAAACAAGUUGAUUAAAAAUUAGCCGCUUUGUAAAUUGAAUUAAAGUAUGUAGGCAUUGUACUUAAAAUAAUAAUUAUAAUUUUAUUUUUGAAGUACUUAAAGAAAAACGUACAUACUGGAUUUUAUAUCAUUAUUGAGCAAUUUAUACCACUCGAAAGAACUAAGCUAUUUGAUAGAGUAAUAUUAAUCAUAAUUUGGAAAAAAACAUUAAAUGGAUACUAACAACGUAAUAAAUAAGGUUCAAAAAUUAUUAAAUGUCUUCUAUGUACAACAGAAGGCGGCAAGCAGUGUUACCAAGUGUUGGAAAUGGAACAUUAACGAAUUUACUAAUAAUCAAGUUAAUCAUAGAUAUGCAGUACUUAUUCUCAAUCGGACAAUAUCUCAGAAGCAAGAGUUUAUAAAGAAAAUAUGGAAUAAUGCAACUUUAAGAAUAGCAGUUGACGGAGGAAUGGUACAUUGGGAGAAAUUUGUAAAUAAUUUACCUGUAAUUGACCAGACAACCAUGAAGCUACCUGACCUGAUUACAGGAGACUUUGACUCCAUAACUGAAGAUGUUCUAGAAAAAUAUAAAACGAAAGGUUGUAAGGCUAUUCACACCCCAGACCAAGAUCACACAGAUUUUACGAAGGCCUUAAAAGAAUUGAACAAUUACUGCAUAGAUAAUGAAAUUCAGAUGGAUCAUGUUAUUGCAAUAGCACAAAGCUCGGGAAGAAUAGACCAAAUUCUAGGUAAUAUUCAAACGUUAUAUUUAGUCAGAGAGGAGAGGUUGUUGCACCCUGAAACCAAAAUGUAUAUAAUGUCAGAUGAUUCUCUAACAUGGCUCCUGAGUCCGGGAGAUCAUAUCAUUGAUAUACCAGAAGAAAGCAGGCGAGUUAAAGGUUGUUGGUGCGCCUUGAUACCAGUGGGCGAAGUUUGUGAAAGAGUUACUACAAAUGGCCUCAAAUGGAACUUGGACAAUCAGCAGCUGAAAUUUGGCCGAUUGGUGAGCACGUCGAACACUUUUGAUGGAUCCGAACAAGUGAAGAUCAAGUGCAGUCACACACUCGUUUGGGCAAUGGAAAUACCUAGUUUAACAAAUGUACAUUCUGAUAAGGAGAACUGUUAAUUUGUAAGUUAUUUUUUGACAUGAAGUUAGUUUAGUGCAGUCAAAUUAAAUUACAGAGGUAAAUGAGGACUCUUUAUAAUA